GCGACCGUGUGUGGUCAAAAGGAAGAGCGGUACACAAAACACACAAAUAUUUGACACUGAUGGAGGUUUGGUGAAAAGGGUCAGACCACAGAAGAAGCUGCGUAAAUACAUUUAAACGGUUUAGAGUAACAAAAAAAAUCCAGAAAACAGAAAGGAGUAAGUACAUGAACCUCCAGUCAAUAUUUGUCUCUUUUGACUGUUGUAACCAAAAACCCAGAACUACAAAUAAGUACUGUUUAAAGUCCCCCUCUCUUAAAAUCUUUGCGUUCCCAGUGUUUUUUUAUUUACUCUUAUGCCAUUUCUAGCCAAAGUCCAAACAUCUGUGUGUCCGAGUUCCCUCCCUCUGCAGUUCCCUUCAGGCACCAACCUCACUAGGUUUGUUUUAUGGGCAAACAUGACGAUCACGGCGUAAAAAACCUAAUAAUUCUGAAUAUUCUACUGUGAAUCCAGGCGGUUCUGAUGUGGAUGGUUUAUAAAAGAAUACAUUUAAAUACAUUUCUUUCAUGAAAAUUGUUAAAUUGCAAUGCAUUGUGGUCUAUAUUUGCCAGCCUAGUGAACAUUGAUGCUUUUCGCUGAGACUUCUGGGUAAUUUCUAGGACACUGGACUUUGGAAUUAUGGAUUCAGACAGAACUACGAAAUGGUAAACGAGUAGUGAAGGGUGUUCGGACAGAACCAUAGUUUUGCAGAGCGGCAGUGGUUCAUCGCCUCUGAGUUGUGGGCGGGACUGCUGGCAUGGAGCAACCCCGCCCCCACUUCCCGUCACCUAUAACUGAGUUUUCCAGCUGUACGGUUCUGAUCCAGGUUCCAGUUUAGACGAGGAAACCAAAGACGUUCAUGGACCUGUGUGUCUGCAGGUGGAUGAUCAGAAAGGGGCGGAGCAUCAUCAUCAUCAUUUUAUUUAUAAAGCGCUUGAACACAAUUAAAAAUGUUAAAAAACAGCCCUGUACUGUAAUGCUAAACAUAAUAAAACCUGUAACUAACAAACAAAUGUUAUUAAUAAGUGAAGAUUUCCUUCACAGCUGAACUUUUGUGACGUCAUGAAUCCAGAAGCACAACAUGGAAAACCGGUGGUCUGAGGCGGGAACGCAGUUGGAUCAGCUGCUGGUUGCCCUGGCAGCAGGUGGAUUCUGGCCCCUCCCUCUUAGCCCGCAGGCCCCGCCCUCCGAUGUCCUGGCAGCUCGCGGAGCUUCAUUCCGCGGAGGACGGAGCUGCGCAGCGGGUUGACGUCCGCGCUUCUCCCGGCCAGCCGCCCCUCGCUCCCCGCCAGGAUGAACGCGGCCGCGGCGGACAGCUGCUUCCGGUCCGCCCUGCAGCCCAGCUCGUCCCGGACCGCCUACGCGCUGCCGUCCGACGGCCCGUCCGCGGACCCCAUGGCGAAGGUCCGCAGGGUCCAGGAGCAGGUCCGGAUGCGCCUGGCGGAGAGGAAGUCCCCCUCCCUGCCCAGGCUGGACGGCUCUCAGGCCGGAGCGGGAGAUUACGGUCCUCCAGACCUGAAGACCUUCAGCCACGCCCAUGGCUUCAGCUCCAGGUCCAUGAUCAGCACACCGACACGAGUCAUGGCUGUGGCCACGGCGCCCCUUCGCUCGUCCGGCUUGUCUUCUCGCUCUACUGUGGAGAGCAGCUCCAAGCUGAGCCACAGAGGAACCAUGGUCCAGGGCAGCUUUCACGCCUCAGAGAUGCACAGCAGGAGCCGGCGCUCCAAGUCUCUGUGCCAGGAGAACCAGGGGAUGGCGGCUCGACCGGAGAACGCCUCAGUCCACGUCACAGUGCCCCCUUUCGGAAGCAUGAGGCGCAGCCUCAGCGGAACGCUGGCACAAGAUGGGAGGUGCUGGCAGGAGGAGGAGCUGCCGUACCAGUACGCCUACAAGGGUCCGUCCCACCGCACCAUCAGCCGGAUCGCCAACAGACAGCAGCUCUACCAGCAGCAGCAGAACUCCACCUUGGGCCAUGAGGGCUGGCUGGGGAACGGCAGGGGCCUUCACGGUGUGGGCGACGCCUGGGGGGGGCAGUGGCAGCAACAGAGCAGCAGGGCGAGUCAGAUGACAGCCAGCCGGCAGUAUGGACCGCUGCACCGGGCCCCCUCUCUGCGCUCCCUGAGGAGCGUGGGUAAAGGCGUGGACGUGAUGGAUGCGGCGUCGAUCCACAGCAACGACCCGCUGGCAGAAAUGCACGGCCUGGACAUGCCCACGGCUGUCAGGUAUCUGUCUGAAUCGGACUCCGCCCUCCACGUCCUGGGAGCUGCGUACAUCCAACACCAGUGUUACCAUAGCAACGAGGCUAAAAACCAGGUCAGAGCUCUGCAGGGCGUCCCCGCUCUGGUGCGCCUUUUCACCAGCGACAAUCUGGAGGUUCAGCGCUACGCAACAGCCGCCACGAGGAACCUGAUCUACGAGAACGUGGAGAACAAAUCUGCUCUGAUAGACGCCGGGGGGCUGAACCCUCUCGUAAGCGUCCUGAGUGAACCGGAUGAGGAGCUUCGAAAAACCAUCACAGGUGUCCUGUGGAACCUGUCCUCCAGAGACAGCCUGAAGGAGAAGCUGGCGGUGGAAGCUCUUCAGAUGCUGACAGAGAAAGUCCUGGUUCCUCUGUGCAAGAGUCUUCCUCUGACUCCGUCUGAGAAAGACAUCUUCAACAACACCACCGGCUGCCUCAGGAACUUGAGCUCAGUGAACGAGAGAACGCGGCGGAAGAUGAGAUCCAUGCAGGGCCUGGUGGACUCUCUGGUCUGCUACAUCCAGCAUGAAGAAAGAGGAGACGACAAGGGUUUGGAGAAUUCCUUGUGCGUGAUGAGAAACCUGUCCUAUCAGCUGUACGCGGAGCUGCCCCCCUCCGUGCAGCUCCACCUGGAGGGGCCGUCCAGAGCGUCGUCUUCCAGGGAGGCGGACGCCAUCGGCUGCUUCCCUCUUUACAGCAAAAAGUCCCAUCAGCAGCGACAUCCGAUCAUCCCCACGCUGCCCCACCCCAAAGGGACUGAGUGGCUCUGGCACCCCAGGGUGGUGGGGCUGUACGGGCGGGUUCUGCAGAACAGCGACAGCAGCUCCACGAGUCUCGAAGCCGCCGUGGGAUCCCUGCAGAACAUCACGACAGGGGAGGGCCGGUGGCCCGCAGUCCUGAGUGCAGUGGUUCUGGAGCAGGAGCGCAUGCUGCCCACCCUCCUGGACCUGCUGGACAGCAGCAGUGAUCCGCUGAUCCGGGUUCUGACCGGACUGCUGAGGAACCUGAGCAGACACUGCAGAGACAAAGAGGCCAUGGCUAAAACGGUGGUGAGCGUCUUGGUGUCCAAGUUGCCCAGCGACAGUCUCCAGAAGACGCCCUCCAGUGAGGUGGUGGUCAACCUCUGCGGGGCGCUCAAUCAUCUGGUCACGUGCAGCUCCGCUGCAGCUCGAGACGUCGCCCUCAGCAACGGCCUCCCCAAGCUGGUGGGGAUCAAGACCUCCCACGAUAACAGCGCCGGGAGCCUGAAAGCUGCCAGAGCAGCCUCCACUGUUCUCUGCAACAUGUUCCAGUACAACAAGCUGCACCGCGACUACAAACUGAGAGGAUUCACCAGACGAGACUUCACCGACGGGGCCUUCUAGAUGUCUGUUUGCUCUCAGUGCAAUUCCAGCAACAACCCCCCCCCCCCCCAUGCUGUUUUCAUGAUAGUAUUGAACAGACUUUCAGACUGAUCCACUCAAGAGCCUUCUAACAAACUGAAAGGGUCAUUCUGCACCUCCCAUCUUCCAGCUGUGAUGAGGAGGUGUCCUGCAAAGAGCUGACGAGGAGUUCUGGAAGUCGCUGAGGCUUCUUCUGGUCUUGGAUUCACAGAUUUCCUCACAGAAGAAGGAGCAACGCAGAAGCAGAACAAGAAGUGUCUUCAAAAAGUCCUGAGUGGGAUUGUUGGGAUUGAAUGCAGCUCUUUUUGUAGUCAAAGCAGCAGUUUCUAGAGUAGAUGUUGAAAGUCUUUCUGAGAAGUUGUGAAGUUUGUUCAGCUGUUUAACCUCUUCUGUAGUAAAGUCAGAGCUGUGGCUUUUGUAUCCUUCCUGGAAAGCUGCAUCUCCUCUUCAUCCUGAUAAAAGUCUAACAAAAACUA
This is a messenger RNA of Oryzias latipes (Japanese medaka), 4073 nucleotides long. RefSeq names its product plakophilin 3b (gene pkp3b). Gene Ontology annotation, biological process: cell-cell adhesion. Lineage: Eukaryota; Metazoa; Chordata; Actinopteri; Beloniformes; Adrianichthyidae. Gene Ontology annotation, cellular component: nucleus; plasma membrane; adherens junction. Gene Ontology annotation, molecular function: protein binding. The record is from RefSeq and is a predicted model, not a curated record.